This is a messenger RNA of Saccoglossus kowalevskii, 2309 nucleotides long. RefSeq names its product carnitine O-palmitoyltransferase 1, liver isoform. Gene Ontology annotation, molecular function: carnitine O-palmitoyltransferase activity. Gene Ontology annotation, cellular component: mitochondrion. The record is from RefSeq and is a predicted model, not a curated record. Lineage: Eukaryota; Metazoa; Hemichordata; Enteropneusta; Harrimaniidae. Gene Ontology annotation, biological process: carnitine metabolic process; fatty acid metabolic process.
GCCGGAUCACAUGGUUGGUGUUUUGCCGGUUUAUGUUACUGCUGUUUCCAGUGAACUUGGCAAUUUCAAGUUGAUUGUCUCACAACAGUGAGUUUUACACUGUCUUCCUUGUCGCUGGACUUUGACUGCCUGCUACCAAGAUGGCAGAAGCACAUGCUGCUGUUGCUUUUCAGUUUACUGUCACCCACGAAGGGAUUGAUGUCAAUGUUAACCAUGAAGCUUUGAAAGCUGUCUUUGAAAGUAGUAAAAGAUCAUGGAAGAAGAGGUGGGCUCGAUUCAGGAAUCACUUUGUGACAACUACAUAUCCAGCCAGCCCAGCAAGUUGGCUAGCUGUUGUUACUGUUAUUAUUGCAUGUUUGUUAGCCAAAAUUGGUUAUUUUGAUCAGCCAGCAGAUACCUAUGUUGCUGCAGUUAUCUUUUCAACCAUUGCAUGGUUGUCUGUGAUAUUCUUUUUGAGAUGUUCUCUCAAAAUGUUACUCUAUUACCAUGCUUGGAUCCAUGAACCCAGAGGCAAGAUGACUCUGAAAACCAAACUAUGGAAUGGUGUGUUGAUGCUGCUAUGUUCCAAAGCCCCAAUGUUGUACAGCUAUCAAAGUGCUUUGCCAAAUUUAAGACUACCUAAGCUGGAAGACACCAUGACUCGAUAUCUGCGUUCCAUUCGUGGUUUAACUACUGAUGAACAGUAUAACAGAAUGAGUGGUUUAGUAAGCGAAUUUCAGAAUGGUAUUGGAAAGAAGUUACAGCGCUACUUACUGCUGAAGUGGCUGUUUUCCUCUAACUACGUCAGUGAUUGGUGGGAAGAGUAUGUCUACCUGCGAGGGCGCUCUCCAAUUAUGGUCAAUAGUAAUUUCUAUGGAUUGGAUGCUAUUCACUCUAAGCCAACUUGUAUACAAGCUGCCCGGGCCGCUAAUAUGAUAAUUGGUCUUCUGAAAUUCAGGAGGACAAUAGAGAGACAGCAGUUGAAACCGUUAACUUUAAACAAGUACGUUCCUCUGUGUUCCUGGCAAUAUGAAAGACUGUUCAACACUACACGUAUACCCGGCCCAGAAACAGACAAGCUUGUCCAUUUUAAAACGAGCAAACACAUUGUUGUAUAUAGUGGUGGUUGUUAUUACAAAGUUAUAAUUCAACACUUGGACAGCAACAAAAUAUUGAAACCAUGCGAACUAGAAAAACAAUUACAGGGCAUACUGGAUAGUGAUGCCCAACCUGCCCCUGGGGAAGAAUGCCUUGCUGCUCUUACUGCUGGUGACAGGACACCAUGGGCCUUUGCUCGUGAGAAGCAUUUCCGUUCUGGCGUAAACCGAACAUCAUUGGAUGCUAUUGAUAAGGCAGCAUUCUUUGUAACUUUCGAUGAUGCGAAACCGGAAUAUGAUAAAGAAGACCACAAUAAACUCAACUCCUAUGCUCGUUCCUGUUUACAUGGUAAUGGCUACAAUAGAUGGUUUGAUAAGUCUGUAACAUUUAUUGUCUUCAAGAAUGGACGAGUGGCAAUAAAUAUCGAACAUUCGCUUGCCGAUGCUCCAAUCAGUGCUCAUAUGUGGGAGUUCACAAUGGCAGAAGAUUUGUUGAAUCUAGGUUAUCGUGAAGAUGGUCACUGUAAAGGAGAAAGCAAUAAACAACUCGUAGCACCAGUCAGAUUACAAUGGCAGAUAGGAGAAGAGUGUGAGGAAGCUAUCCAGUCCAGUUUACAUACUGCCACCAAGUUAUUGAACGACGUUGAUCUUCAUCUAGAAAUGCAUGGUGCAUUUGGGAAAGGGUUUAUCAAGAAGUGUAACGUCAGUCCAGAUGCUUUUAUUCAGAUGGCCAUGCAGCUGGCUUAUUUCAGAGACGCCGGUAAAUUCAACCUGACAUAUGAGGCGUCCAUGACAAGGAUGUACCGAGAAGGACGUACUGAAACUGUCAGACCAUGUACUGUUGAGUCAUGUGACUUUGUGUAUGCUAUGGAUGAUCCUACUAAAACGGAUGCUGAGCGUGUGGAUCUACUUCAUAAGGCAUGUGAAGUGCAUGUGAAAUCCUACAGAGACGCCAUGACAGGUCAUGGUAUUGACAGGCAUUUAUUCUGUCUAUAUGUUGUAUCCAAGUACUUGGAAGUGGACUCGCCAUUCUUGAAGGAGGUGUUGAGUGAGCCUUGGAAGUUAUCCACAAGUCAGACACCAUACCAGCAAACCACUUUGUGGGAUCUUUCCAAGCAUAUUGAUUUUGUGUCUGCAGGCGGUGGUUUUGGACCUGAUGCUCUAAAGUUCGGAACACGUAUACGUGAAGCACUCUCGGACUUGCGAAGGGUGUUUGAAUCUGUGAACAAGUAA